GAGAAGAGACGGCCCGGUUCUUCCGGUAACUGUAGUCCGGCUUGCCCGCCGCCGCCUUAGGCUUGGCUUUGCGCAUGUGCAGUAGGGAGUGGCGCGAGUCCACGGCUUCCUGCCGAAGAACAUGAUGCAAGGAGAAGUCAGCCCCAGUCCUUCCCUUAUUGACAGAACCAUCAAGAUGAGAAAAGAAACAGAAACUAGGAAAGUGGUUUUAGCAUGGGGACUCCUAAAUGUAUCCAUGGCUGGAAUGAUAUAUACUGAAAUGACUGGAAAGCUAAUUAGUACAUAUUAUAAUGUGACAUACUGGCCCCUCUGGUAUAUCGAACUUGCCCUUGCAUCGCUCUUCAGUCUUAAUGCCUUGUUUGAUUUUUGGAGAUACUUCAAAUAUACCGUAGCACCAACAAGUCUGGUAGUUAGCCCUGGACAGCAAGCGCUGUUAGGACUGAAACAGGCUGUUGUGCAGACUACACCUCCCCGUGAUUUGGCAACAACCCAAAUCUCUCCAUCUCCACCUUCCCCUUCGAUUCAAGGUCAAAGUGUGUUAAGUUAUAGCCCGUCUCGUUCACCCAGUACCAGUCCCAAGUUUGCCACCAGCUGUAUGACUGGGUACAGCCCUCAACUGCAAGGCCUGUCCUCAGGAGGCCUGGGCUCUUACAGCCCCGGUGUGACUUACUCGCCUGUCGGUGGCUACAAUAAGUUGGCGAGCUUUAGUCUGUCUCCUUCUUCUCCAUACCCUACCACUGUGGGCCCAGUGGAGAGCAGUGGAUUGAGAGCUCGCUACCGUUCUCCACCCACGGUCUACAACUCACCCACUGACAAAGAGGACUACAUGACAGACCUGGGGACUUUGGACGCGUUCCUUAGAAGUGAGGAAGAGAAGCGGCACAGAGUGAAGCCGGGGAGCCCAGAUUCCACCUCUCCUUCUACUAGCCCUACCUUCUGGAAUUACAGUCGUUCUGUGGGUGAUUAUGCGCAGACCUUAAAGAAGUUUCAGUAUCAGCUUGCCUGUAGAUCACAGGCCCCAUGUGCUAACAAAGAUGAAGCCGAUCUCAUCUCUAAGCAAGCUGCAGAAGAGGUCUGGGCAAGAGUGACUAUGAAUAGACAGCUUCUCGAUCACAUGGAUUCAUGGACAGCCAAGUUCAGAAAUUGGAUCAGUGAGACAAUAUUAGUGCCGCUUGUGCAAGAGAUUGAGUCUGUCAGCACCCAGAUGAGAAGGAUGGGCUGUCCAGAGCUACAAAUAGGAGAGGCGAGUGUUACCAGCUUGAAGCAAGCUGCCCUGGUCAGAGCUCCUCUCAUUCCAACUCUGAAUGCAAUUGUGCAGUAUUUAGACCUAACACCAAAUCAGGAGUACUUGUUUGAAAGAAUCAAAGAACUUUCUCAGGGGGGGUGUAUGAGUUCAUUCCGAUGGAACAGAGGUGGAGACUUCAAAGGACGCAAGUGGGAUACAGACCUGCCCACUGAUUCUGCUAUCAUCAUGCAUGUGUUUUGCACCUACCUUGAUUCCAGAUUACCUCCACACCCUAAGUACCCUGAUGGAAAAACAUUCACUUCUCAGCACUUCGUUCAGACGCCAAAUAAGCCAGAUGUUACGAAUGAAAAUGUGUUUUGUAUUUAUCAGAGCGCUGUCAACCCUCCACAUUAUGAGCUAAUCUAUCAGCGACAUGUCUACAACCUUCCAAAGGGCAGGAAUAAUAUGUUUCAUACGUUGCUGAUGUUCCUUUACAUCAUAAAGACCAAAGAGUCAGGAAUGCUUGGGAGAGUGAACCUUGGGCUCUCUGGUGUGAACAUUUUAUGGAUCUUUGGAGAGUAGUUCGUCAUUUAAUUCCAAACAUUUGGACUUUGAUUUUAACUGGUCUGGAAGAAGUUGAAGCUAAGCACCUCCAGUGUGCACACCCUCUGAAAGAGGAUUCGUGUUCUGCAGACUUGUUAGGUUAGCAGGAAACGAGCUGCGGGAAGCUUCGUAUGGACAUAACAAAGCCUGCAUCUUCCAGUCCACAGAACAUGUGUCACAUUGGACAACUGAAACUGCAGACCUGGGCUGUGAGCUAGUGCCGUUCCCUUCACUUGGUGAGGGCAAGGACGCCUCUCCGUUUUAACCCCAGUGAGAUUCUGCACCUCAUUUGUUACCAUCAGAGACUGGUUUCAUUGUUGGAUAGUAGUGUAAGUUCUCAAGUGAACCUUGCUAGUUUUCUUUGUUGUAUCUUUAUAUUUCCCCAGUGUUCUACAAGUCAGCCUAAAGCUGAAAUGAAAUUAAUUUCUAAGUGAUGUAGUAAUUAAUCCUGCUGAGCCGUCUCCCCAGCCCCCUAUUGGUUUUUUUUAUAUUAAAAGAGAUUUGAUAAUAUUGGCAUCUUGAAAGGUCAUUGCUUGCAUUAAAAUUAGCUGAUAAAAUUAAACUUUUGGGUUUUAGUUAAAUGUCUAAGGACACCAAGAAAAUGGUUCACUGCUUUUAUUAGCACUGUGUGUAUGUGCUUGCCUGUGCACUGGCACCUGUAUAUUAUCAGCAGGCACUUUUAUCACUCCUUUAAGAUCCCAACGAUAGCCUUCUUCUAGUUUUCAGGUAGAGCAGAGUAUCGGCUCUCCAUCUUUUCUUCCUAUAUGAGUACAUAGAUAUGGAUCUAUAUGU
This is a messenger RNA of Mus pahari (shrew mouse), 2620 nucleotides long. It is a transcript of the gene Tmem209, whose product is annotated as transmembrane protein 209. The transcript is spliced from 15 exons. The coding region runs from base 122 to 1807 and encodes 561 amino acids. Gene Ontology annotation, cellular component: membrane. NCBI's taxonomy places the organism in Eukaryota, Metazoa, Chordata, Mammalia, Rodentia, Muridae. The record is from RefSeq and is a predicted model, not a curated record.